This is a messenger RNA of Physella acuta, 5118 nucleotides long. Its product is annotated as monocarboxylate transporter 5. Gene Ontology annotation, molecular function: monocarboxylic acid transmembrane transporter activity. Gene Ontology annotation, biological process: monocarboxylic acid transport; transmembrane transport. The record is from RefSeq and is a predicted model, not a curated record. NCBI's taxonomy places the organism in Eukaryota, Metazoa, Mollusca, Gastropoda, Physidae.
UCUCUUCUGUGUGGUACCUAUCUGUUUGCAGGUCCUAUUGUAAGUGGAAUGACCAAUAAGUUUGGAUGUAGGCCAGUAAUAAUAGCCGGUAGCCUGAUUGCUACUGUAGCCUUCAUACUAGCCUGCUUCUCCACGAGUUUGGUCAUGCUCAUCAUCACCUAUGGUGUCAUUGGAGGGUUUGGACUGGGUAUGAUCUAUCUCCCCGCCAUUGUCAGUGUGGGCUACUACUUUGAGAAGAAACGAGCUUUUGCCACAGGCAUAGCUGUGGCUGGAUCAGGGCUCGGGACUUUCAUCUUCCCACCCCUCAGUGAAUUUCUGAUCAAUGAGCUUACCUGGCAAGGGGGUCUCUUAAUCAUCGCAGGGAUAAUUUUAAACGGCUGCCUCUGUGGGGCAUUAAUGAGACCCUUGAAGCCACAGAAACCUAAACCUAGAGAUAAACCUAGGUCUAAAACCUUGCUGGACAGGAUCAAAGAGAACACGCACAGAGAAAGAACGGUCUCCGAGCUGGGGGACACGACCACCAUCCUGCAAGGGGUCAUGCAGGCUAAACUUAACCGCGAAAAAAAUUUGCAAGACAAUGACUCAGACCUCGGCUCUCUGCCGAGCCUUGCGUUUGUGAAUCAAACGGACGGUACGUCUGACCAUCGGAGGUAUAGUGCUGCCAUCACCAUCGCGCCUGACCCCAGCAACCAAAAACUGUCCGUCAGCAGUGCCGGAGAUUCCGCAGUGACCAGCUCCCCCGCCAGGGAUGUGGCCAGUUCCCCUGGUUCACAGGUCACACCCAGGGUGCAGUCACCCAGCUCUGGGCAGGAGUCGGAGAAGGAAGAUUACAGGGAUGGGAAGAUUUCUCCAGACCCAGAGAGUGAAGCUAAAAUCUCUGAGGUGGCCGAAUCAGUGGCCACUGGUGCGUCAGAUUACUUCACACCUCCUGUGUCUCCGUCAACGACCACCCCCAACAGCCCUGUACAUGAAGCCAGCAGCUCCGGCUCCUCUCCUGUCAAAUCUGUGCAAGAGGAUCCUAAGGAAGAAUUACAAAAAAAAUCAACACAUCGCCAACAGAGUAAUGGCGCCGUACCCGCCAGUGACUUCGCCCCCCUGUUGGAGGUACCUGCUCCUGUUUUCAAACCGAGCGGCUCAAAGACCGGCAGCUACGGUGGCAGCCGUACCAGCAUGCUACACAUCCACAGCAUCAACUCGCUCCACGUCUCCAAGAAGGACCUGUCCCGUCCCAUGUACCGCAAGGACAUCUUCUACAGCGGCAGCGUCCUGAACAUUCCGGAAUACAAGUCUCAGACGGACAUCCGCAGCUUCAUCACCAGCAUCACCACCAUCCCCGGGGAGAUGGAGUUUGUGGACGGGCCAAGCCCGUCCUCGCGGUGCAUCAACAGCCUGUGCAGCUUCCUGCCGCGGUCCGUGCGGGACAUUUUGAGCGAGAUGGUGGACAUUUCCCUGUUUAAGGAUAUCAGCUUCAUGCUGAUUUGCUUGGGGAACAUCACUGCCUUCUUAGGGUUUUAUAUUCCGUUCAUGUUUCUGGUAGAUAGGGCGGUCCUGCUGGAUGUUGAUAAAUCUAAUGCAGCAUUUCUGAUCUCCAUAAUAGGUAUAACAAACACAGUAGGUCGAGUCAUUGUUGGCAAACUGGCAGACCUUCACAUCAUUGAUAGUCUUAUCAUCACCUAUGUAUCCAUAGCAUUGUGUGGGUUGGUUGUUGCUGUUGUUCCAUUCUGUAACACCUACCCUCUCCUGGCAACCAAUGCAGCUAUCUUUGGCCUCGGCAUGGCUGCCUUUAUUUCCCUGUCGUCCAUUGUAAUCUGUGAUCGUAUGGGACUGGAAAAGCUAACCAAUGCCUUUGGGCUUAUGUCUAUGGUGCGUGGCAUCGCUGGAAUGGCUGGUCCUCCAUUAGCAGGUUUCCUGUACGAUGCCACGGGCGAUUACGAUCUGUCUUUCUACAUCGGGGGUCUGCUCCUGUUUGUUGGCGCUGCCUGCCAUUGUCUUCUGCACCUCCCAUGCCUAAAGCAGGAUCCCAAAGUUACCAACACAACCGUAGAAGCGCCACCAGAUGAAAUUCUAGAACUUAUAGGCUCCAAACCACAGAUAAUUACAGUGGACGAGGCGUUAUCAGCAGUAUGAUUUAAAGAAUAAACAAUUUAUUUUUAAUUACAGAGGAUAAAACAUUAUCAGCAGUAUAAUUUAAAGAAUAAAUAAUUAAUUUUCAAUUACCGUGGACAAAGAAAUAUCAACAGUAUAAUUUUAAAAAUAAACUAAUAAUGUUUAAUUACAGUGGACAAAGCAUUAACAACAAUAUUAGGCUUAUAAUUUAAAUCAUUAACAAUUAAUUUUCUUUAAAGAGGAAAAUUGUACAAAUCUGUUAACACUGGUGCUGCACUGACUUCUUCUUACUCUAUAUAGACCUAUAAUUUUAAUAACAAUGAAAUGUGUUAGUAACCAAUAUAGCUUUACAACAAUUUUAAUAGCUUUUCGAAACUCUAAUAUCAUGGAUAUUAGAAAUUUAUAAUCCAAAAAGUUUCAAAUUUGCAAUAAUAGUUAGUGAACAAAUUAAUGACUUAAAUUUAUGAGUAGAUAAUGAAAUUAUCAACUGUUAAAAAAUAAUAUUUUAAAGCCAAUUAACAGAUAAAAAUUUGUUUACACCAGUUAUAAAUUAUAAAGGUUAUAAAUAAAAAUAAAAGUAUUCACUGCUGAGGAAAAACUCAUUUAACAAAAUACUUGUUUACUUUGUAAUUGCUCAUUAUUAAAUCAUAUCAUUGGUUUUUUUUAAUCAGGGAAGAAAAGGGUAUUCAAUUGUUUAUAGACAGAUCAGAUUGUUUAAUAGUACUGAUUGUGGAAGAUUGUAUGCAAGUGUGUAUUCAGUGUUUUUUUGUGAGUGGUUUAAAAAUUAAUGCAAGCUGUGUCAGUUGUUAAAGUUUAUGAUUAUUUUGGUUUUAUCCUUAGUUUUUGUUUUAUAUUGUUUCAUUGAUUGUUUUCAUAUAGCUUUCAGUACGGAGUAUUGAACUUCUGAAAUGUUUAAUGCAAAACAAUGCAUCAAACAGAUUUAGCAAUAUUUUGUUUUAAGGUUCAAAUUUAUAUCCAAGCUUCUGCAUUUAGUUAUUUUAAAUUUUUAUUUACAAAUAUGAAUUCAAUUUUUGUUUUAUACAAAUCUUAAAAAAAAAUCGUUUCAAUACCUUAAUGUUUAGUUCCCAGUUUACAUAAAGAUCACAUAAUGUAUUAUUUGCAAUUAAUUAAAAUGUGUAUACAAAAUGUUCAUACUUAUCUUUUACCUUGCAUUCACUAUUACAAAAUUGUCAAAAAGACCAAUUUUGUUUAAUUUUUAAAGAUUUGCUUUGCUUUUAGAAGAUUGACAACUUUAGCGUAUGAUAAAAAGUGUCAUAUUUGAUGUAAUAUAAAUUGAUUAUUAUCAAAUUAUAUUUGAUAUAUAAAUAGUUUAAUACCAUCUAUACUAAUGGCAGCUUCAAGAUUUCCUAAACAACCAAGCUAUAUAAUUUUUUUAAAAUUUAAACUAAAUCAAACAGUAUAUUUUGUUCAAAAUUUUCUCAAUUUUAAAUAAAUGGCAAUAUAUAAACAGAUUUUUCAAAACUAUCAAAAUUGGUCCCUUAUCCCAUCUUUACAGUGUGUUUGCUGUAUAUAGUUAAAAAUUCAUGUAAUGCAUAAUUGUAAACAAUAAUUAAAUUCAUGUAUGAGUUUUUGUGCGUUCUAACAGUAAACUUAGAAUUUUAAAAACAGAUUUAAAUAUUAAAUUAGAUUUCUUUAAAAAUACAAUGGUUAUAACAUUACUUUGCAUAAAACGUUAAAAUUUUAGCUAUAUACAAUUUUAUUCUUUGCAUUUACAUUUUAUUUGUACAUAUUUUUAAUGAAAUUACAAUAAUAUAAUUUCAUUCUUCAAGUCCCCAUAAUCUACACUGUUUUUUUUAUUAUCAUUCUAAUACCAUUGUUAUGUAUACAAACCCUUCCUGUUGUCUAUUUUUUGUUUAGAAAAUUUAAUAUUGUGAUAAAAUUCAUGAUUCCAUUCUUCAGUAAAAUCUUUAAAGAUUUUUAAAAAUAAAUAUUGUUUUUGUGUACCCAGAUUCAUUGAUUUUUAAAUUUUAUUUUACGUCAAUUCUGUUGUUCUUUUAAUACAUAUUUACUUUUUUGUUUAAUGUGUUUACAGUUUUAAAAUAAUUUCAGUUGUUUUAUUUUUAAACUUAACUUUUUUUUUUUUACUUUUGUUAUUAUUACAAUAUUGUUUGUAUUAGAUGUAAAAACAGUAGCAAUGAUCUGUAGAUUAUUUCAUUAUCUAACAAUUUAAUAGAGGCUAAUAGAACUUCGUAACAAUGGGUUUGAUGUAUUGAUGCUUAACUCAUUGUUCCUUCUAUCAGCAUGAUGCCAUAGGCUUUAAUAAUACAGUAUUGUUUUAAAUGAUAGUUUAUCCUUCAAACUAGCCAUUUCUUUUACUCUUUUAACAAAAAUAAUGUCAAUAAAAAUUUUUAAUUGUUUCCUACUUAUAUCAUAAACAUAUUUUGUAAUUUGGUUAAAUCAUGAUUUGAUAAAAAAGAAAUGCAUUAAUUGUUGUAGCAUUGUCUUUCAUGUUGAUCAUUAUGGAAUUUGGAUUAACCCAAAUGUUUAAUUAAAUAAUAAUUAACAAGUAUCAUACGCCUGCCACUAAUUUAAAUAGUAUAGUCUAGUAAAUAAGUAGAUCUAUACUAUAAGGCUUGAUUGAAUUAAAACAUUUUGUAUUUUUAUUAUUAUCAAUAAAAAUCUUUCUAGAUCUAAUAUAAUAUAUAUCAAAUAGCAUUCAAGUUCAUCAAAGUUAAAAUAUUUUUGUUAUUUUUAUUUUAUUUCUUGUAAUUUUCUUUGUUCAGUUGAUUGAGUGGGGAAAAUUAGAAAUAGCUCUAGGAUCUAGUAUCUAGCUUUUGUUAGAACUUAAUCAAAGGGCGCUAACUGCCGUUAACUGCGUCCUUAGUUACUUAAAUAGGUGAUUUAGUGGCCAGAUUUCAUACGUUUGAAAAGCCUAUUCUUAUUAUUAAAACUGUGAGAAACUGUUGUACGUUUUGUAAACAAACUAAAAUGUUUUGUUACUUUUUCACGUUUCUCCUAUUCCUUACAGAAAAUAAAAAAAUGUUUAUUAUA